UCGAUCGGCCCCAUAUAUCAGACUGAGUUAAUAUACCCUUUAAUCGAAUAUUGUCCACCUCUACGAAGCAGUGAAGAAAAUUAUAGCGUGGUUUUUUCGGUUGAAAAACAAUCAAAAGUGCAACAAACAGUGAACAAAACAAAGUCCAGCCAACUCAGCCGUGCAUGCCAAGUCAUCAGCGUUCCGCGAGUCCAGCGAAGAUUGAUCUUGUUUCCCCCAGACUGAAAGUGUCACCGCCAAGACGUACGUGCGAAAAAUGUUUUGGGACAAGGGUUAUGCGCCCUCCGCGAAUAUAGAGGCGCUGCUCGAGAAGGAGAACUCCACGCUGGAGGAAUUUCUGGACGAGGAGGACAUACUGCAGGAGUGCAAGACGCAAAAGAAGAACCUGGUCAACUACUUUACACGUCCCGAUGUCAUACGGCGUCUGGUGGAGCUGAUCACGACCGAGCCCUCUGAAGAUGUGCCCAUGUCGAAGCGUUUCCGCUAUGCCAACAUGUCCUGUGAGAUACUCACACUCGGCCUGCCGUCCCUGGAUGAGAAGCUACUGAACGACGCGGAGACGCUGCAGCUGCUGUAUUCAUAUCUGGAAAAGGAACCACCGUUAAAUCCAUUGCUAUCGUCGUUUUUUAGCAAAACGUUUAGCAUGCUCUUUACCAAAAAGCCUGAACAAGAUUGGUUUUUGUAUCAACACAUGUGCCUACAACUCCUGGAGUAUAUUAAAUCGCAGAAGACCUUUUUGGAUUUCAUUUGUAAACACUUUGACACACCGGUCAUACCUGAUCUAAUAAUGCAGAUGAUGAAGGACAUCGAGGGUGGGCGACUCAAGCGGAACCUUUUCGAAUGGCUAACUGAAGAUAAAAUUGUUGAGAGACUGAUUGCAAUAUUGCGUAAUCCUCAAGAAACCGACAAACAUGCAAAUGUUGCCGACUUUUUCUGUGAUCUUAUUAACCAAGGGCGCCUAAUGCGCCAGACCGAGCAGGAGAACGAUUCGUUUGAGCCGGCCUUCGAUGGAUCCAACCCCAUUCUGAAGACGAUCGAAUUUGCGGACACAAUUGAAGCCUUGUUAAAUGUGAUUUUGGAACCAAACGCUCAGGAGAGCGCCAUCUUAUCAGGAAUAUCGGUUGUACUUACGCUAAUCAAGCCAAUUACCUUCACAGAUGAGCCCAACUCGGAUCGCCAGCGGUUGUUACAAAAGCGCGAGCGCGAAAUCCACCAGGAAGUCCAGGAGACUGUGAUCAAUGUGAUGGCGCCACGCCUCCAGGAAUUUGUCCACAUACUGAAAAACCCGCCUGCGAAACCCACACUAGAAACCACGGCCGCCGUGUUGACGCCCCCAUUUGGAAAGACUCGACUGCAAGUGUGUCGCGUGUUCACCGCUCUGCUGGAGACCAAGCAUGAGACUAUUCAGCAGGCAAUCUGCGCGACUGAGUACUUCAGCCUGUUGCUGGACUUUUUCAAGCAGUACUGCUGGAACAACUUCCUGCACACAGAAACGGAGAAGGCACUGAAUGUGGUCUUUUACAACGAGCUGUCCAACAACAACACUGCAUCCACGGAGGUUACGGAUUACUUCACUGCAGACUGCCUGAUCAAUGCCUUUUUGAAGGUGGGCACGGAGGAGUCCGAAGUCGAGAUAAAGAACGCUCUUAACGAUGCGAAGCGGGCGGAGGGCGGCAAGGAUGAGGAAGGGGGCGACAUCGAAAUCGAAGUGGCAGCUGCGCAGGAAGUGGCUGCCCAGACGCCUGAUGAGCGUCAGGCAACCGCAGAAGAAAACCAAGAGCAUGAAGAACACACGGGCCAUGUGGAAGCCGCAGCCGAAGCAAAAGCUUCUGAGGGCGCAGAACCUCAAGUCCAGGAUAAUCAUGCGAAAAAUAGUGAGGUGGAUGGUGAAUCUCCAACAGAACAGCAGGAAUCGGAGGCAACGCUCAAUGAUCUCGACAAGACCAAGACCGUUCCCAGUCCUCCGCCUUCUGAAAUGCAAUCACAUUUAAUUGUAAACUGUCGUCUGAUAUCCAAACUGGUCGAUUUGUGGCAGCACAAUGCGCAGGCGCAAAAUGCUGAGAAGGGUCGACGCCUGGGCUACAUGGGCCACCUUAUCAAAAUUCUGCGUCACAUUACGAAUUGUAUAUCAGAAUCUGAACAUAUCGGUGAUCUGAUCACCAGCAGCCUAAGUGAUGAAGAUGAGGUCAAGCUGUGGCAAUCGUUGAUCGAUGCGGAAACUGGCGAGUUUUCGCUGGCGGUUAAACAGCAGACCAAGCUCCUGGCCGACUGCAAUCCGCACGAGGAGAAUCAGUACAAUGAUGGAUCCAAUGACUAUACUGGCGAGAUAAAUGCGUGGAACGUUGGUAAUCAGCCGUACAGAGAAGUGGAUUGUAGUGAGCUGAAUAACACGUUGCAAGACAUCUUCUUUGCCAUAGAUCAGAACCGGUUCCAGUUUGGUCGAAACAUUGACGACGAAGAUGAUGACGAUGAUGAGCAUGGUGACCACUCGGGCGGUGGUGAUGGCCAUGGGCACGGCAUGUUCACCAAAAAUUCGAACACGCUCAACAACUUGGCUGACCCCUGGGACAUCCAGUUUGCCGUCCUUUCCAGCGUGCCUUCGCAGGUUAACACGGGCACUGCCAACUGGGGCACGGAUUUCAAUUCGGAUAACUUUGCCGACUUUGAUGCGCACUUUAGCACCUUUGGCAGCGAUCUUGGUAUGCCCAUAAGUGCGCCGCCAGGUGAAGAGGAAGAGGAGGACUCUUCCCCAGCGCUGGCAUCCGAUACACAGGUGAACCCAGAGGAGGAGCGCCAACCCGCUGAAUCUAUUGGACUCGCUGUGGGCAAGGGCGCUCAGGAUAAUCUAGCGUGUACCGACGAUCAGCAGGCUGAGUACGACAAUAAUGCCAACGUGGAGAAGGCCAUCAGCGAUAAGCUGGCCGAGUCGAGCGUGGUGGAGACUGCAGCAAUUGUUACUCGACUGCAAUCCGUACUGCUGGACGGCGAGGAUGACUAUGAGGACGAUGAGGGAAUGUGGACCAAGCCACUGGGUGCGGAUCGUCCUGCGGACACCGAGCAAAUUACUCCCAUUUCAAAUGGACCCGACAGCAAAGUGAAUGAAUUCAAUCAUGCCAACGAUAUCAGCAGCAACAACGUGGAUGGCCACGAAGCCAACAUCACAACGGAGCAGCAGAAAUUGGCCGCUGCCGCCAAGACGAACAAUGUUGAAAUUGCAACUACGACCACAUAAAUGCACUUCUUCACCACACCACACAUCAUUCAAGCGCAAUUGUGUCGACGAGAAAUUGUAAAAACGCCUUUGAUUUGCUCUUUGGUCAUUAUCAUGCAUACAUAUUUAUAUAAAUAUAUACCACAUACUACUACUAUACGUACAUAUAUAACAGGCUGCAUAGUACAACAAAAGAUUUGUGUAUUAGCAAAAGGCCGAAGCCCGCCCAAAACCAAAAUGCAAAUUAUCAAACAAAAGAAAAAAAAAAAAAAACAAAAACAACAAAAAGCUAAAAAAAAAUAUUCACAGUAAAAAGUGUAUUGUUGAUUCCUUCUGCUCCUCGCUCGUAUUGCCAAUUAUUUUUAUUAUUACACUUCCUUCAUGUUUCCUAAUUAAGAAAACUGUAUUUUGUUUGUAAUAUGUAUUAGUCUGUCGAUUUAGUACGCUUUUACUUUCAAUACUCUCAAUGUGUUAGGCAACCUAUGAGCAUUACUUAAAGUACCAAAAUUCACGCAACGUCUAGAAUGCUUAGUUUAUAUUUGUAUUGUAUUCGUUUUAGCUCGAUCAGAUGAGGAUUAUCUAUCUAUUCAUAUGAUGUAUGUAUGUAUAUACAUACACUUUUGGAGGCUGUCAGUAAAUUACGUCAUCGCAAAGUCGCCCAUUAUCGUCCUCCUAUUGUGUGGAAUCCCCUCCAACUAGUGGUGACGUAAUAUAUGGACAACUCCGCACUUAUACUUGUAUUGUUAAAUUGGAGACUUGUAUUUAUUGUAUGUAUUUUGAAAUCGAAAAAAGCAAUGCCAAAAUACCAAAACGUUCAACACCACAUACCCACAUGCUGCAAGCACAAACAUACGCAUUAUGUAUUAGAGAUGUAUAUGAUUAUAUACUUCUGUCUUUUGCCAUUAUUACCUUGUUUGUAUACAAAUCGGUUUAAAUAACAAAACAUAUUCUUUGUCGAAAGUACAAAACAAUGAAAAACAAACCACAAAAGAAGAAGGAUAAUAAACAUAACGAAAGGACAACACUCGGCAUUUGUCACCACAUGAAUGAUCUACACCCCCGAUCUAUACACCCCUAACUAUGCGUAAAUACAAUUACCAGACCAAACCAAACGAAAUGAGAAAUUCAAAAGAAGACUUUCCAAGAAGACAUUUUAAAUUUACAUUUAUAUAUUUUGUGUAUUGUGUUAAUUGCGCUGUUCAAGUUAUCGCUGAAAAAUGUUUGUGUUUUAAACGUGCAGAGAACCACGAACAAAACGCUGAAAAAAAAUAUUAAGGAGAAGUUAAACAAAUAUGCCAUCAUUUGCUUCCAAAUAAUUACGUUUUAAUUAUGAUAAAAAAUAAAACAGAAACUACUUUAAAAGUAAAAUCGAUGUUUGUUUUACACGAGACGACUUGCUCACCAAAAAGAAAAAAAGAAACAAACAAAAAGUUAGACACCUAGAGUAUGUAUACUAUAAGAUUAUCGAGAAAAGAGCGGGCAGCAUAUCAGGCAUAGAUGUGUGGAAAAUCAUUAAUAACCAAAACCCUUCCCACACAUCCUAGGCAAAAGCAAAGUAAUCCUUAUUUGCCGAUUAAAAUAAAAUGCUUAGUUAUAGAACUCAAGUUUGCACAAAUUUCAACUCGCUUGCUUUUUACUUGCAUACUGUAGCAACACAAAAUGUGAACGAACACAACCAAGAAAAUGAAAUAACAGAAAUAAGAAUUAAAAGAAGAAAUAUUGAAACAUUUAAACUAUCUCUGAUGAAAAACUGUGAUAAUUAAAUGAAGUUGCAGGGUAUUUGAUAAAGCAAACUUAAUUUAAACAAAUUAUGAAACUUCAACUAAUGGCCUCCACCAUUUGGGAAAUACAAAAGAACACAGCCAACACGAGACACUCUGAACAAGUUAAUUAUACGAUUCUUUAGCAUCACAAUCAGCAGGACACCUCGACAACCAAACAGCAAUAACUACUGCAAUGAAAUCUAAUUGAAGGAGUUUUAACGUGUAGUCUGUAACAGUGCGAAAGUAUCUCUAAGUUCGAGCUAGUAUAGAUAUGGUCAAGGAUCGCGGCUAUUUGUUCUCUAGCUUCUCACCAACAAAGCACUAAACUAAAGUUAAACUUAACUUAAAUACUCAUAUCAAGCAGCCAAUUGUAAACCAUGUACUGUACAUACAUACAAUUGUCCCCCGUAUUGUCUUCCCCUAGUUAUGUGUUUUCGUUUUCCCUUUCGUUUCAACCAACUUAGUAUCCAGAAUAUCCAACGAUAUAGGCGACGAUGAUCGAGUCCUUCCCUUGUGCAUAUGCCUUACUGAAAACUAUAAAAAAAAACGAAACACUAAAAAAAGAGAAAAAUCACAGACCUAGAAAACCAUUUAGAGAGUGGUAGUAUCCGUAAUCCUAGAGUUAGUUUCAUCUACAUACUGUGUGUCUUUUAAAUAUUAAGCAGCUGCAGCAAGCUUAAUAUAUAUACGAAUACGAAUAAAAACCAAACGAGAAACGUAAUUAUAAUAUCUUAAAAAUGAUGUAGACAAAGUCUUGUGGGCAGCUUUAAGCAUUUUGUUUGUCUAAUUAUUACAACUUGAAUAAGAAUACCAAACGUCCAAAGUUUUUUGCAAACAAGAACUAAGAACAAUUGUGAACAAGAAAGUCUUCAGAAAUGUUUUGAUCGCCUCGAUGCGAAACAGAAACCGAAUUAUACACACAUAAGUACUUGCAUGCCUAUAUACAGAGAUACAUUUGAUUAAUUGAUUCAUUGAUGACAUAAUUGAUUGAUUAAUGAUUCGCAUCUCGAUGAAAUGGAGCCCUUGGAUAUUUUGUGAAGUGCAUUAGUUGUUAAGUGAGGUUGUAAUUUUCGUGGCGCAAUUAAUUGAGACAAAACCGAAACAAAAACGAAUGCGGAAUCAAUGGUGGGGAUGAGAAUGCUAUUUUUAAGGAUCGUAACGUACAUAAUUUUGUCUGUGUGUGUUCAGCAAUUCAGUAUUUCAAUUAAGCCAACUCAAUGAAUACCCCAAAACAAUGCUACAAUGGUUUCCAACUGCAAACCACAAGAAACGGAUAUAGAAAGGAAUAAUUCCAUAUAAUCAAUCGAAGGUCUAAUUCUCUAACUCUUUAAUAAAGAACCAGCGGGAACAACAACGAGGAAGAAGCAACUGUAAUACAACAAAGAUUAAGAAAUUAACAACUUCAACUUCGUACAGUAAAUAUAUAUAUUUGAAAAUAGAAAACCAUUAAUAAGAAAGUGAGAAAACCGAAAAAAAAAAUUAAAAAUCAAAUUGUUAACAUAAUGGAUAUUUUGUUAAAUGCAAAUCUUUGAACGAAUUACUAACCACAUUAGCAACUAGUUAAUGAAAACCGAACCCAAGUGUGCUUCAUGUAUGAAUUUAUGUUAGAUAUUUACAACAAUACGCGUAUACAUAUUCCUAACUAAAACAAGCGAAAGAAAAGCCACAUACAGAAUUUGCAUAUUACUCUUAACGAUUAACAACUAUUGGUGUCUAUGCAUAUACACAUAAUGAUUAACGAACUAUACUAUAUAUUACCUUAUAUAUGUAAGCCGAGUACAGACUUGUGAGAACUGCGAAACGUAUCGUGAAAUAUCCGAAACACACAUAUUUGUCAUACUUGCUAUAGAGCAUAUACAUUUAUAAAAUACGUUAAGUGCUCAAGGUGAUAGCUGCACACUAGGGUGGACCAUAGUUCUAUUUAUAAUUUAAGGCUUGCACUCUCAGUACGAUAUGGUUUCAAUGUACAUCACUCAUACGACCUGUUGCAACAGCGUAUGAGUAAUUUAUGCGAAGGCUCACCAACAUUACGCCCUAAAAUUAGUGGAAUUUGUGCUUUGUAAUAAAGUUAAAACAUUUCCAAUUUUACCACUAUUAGCCAAAUAUAAAUCUGGAUUAUGACGACUUUUUGUAAGAGAAGCUACAUAUGUACGAUUAUAUAUUUACACAUUUUGUAUGGUAUUGACACUACAUCUUUUUUAAAGAAAAACCAUUGAAGAGAGCUUUAAAAUAAUGAAAUGAUGACGUUUUGUACUUGUAUAACUUAGUUUUGGCCAAAUACUUUGCGAAUAAUAAAGUCUAUGCGGCAAUAUGUUUUUGAUGGUUAGUUUGCACCAACUGGUCCACCCUACUGCACACCCACAAAUGAAUACACGUACAGAAGGACACCCACACACAUACUCGCCGUUUAGCUUGCCACAUUGUUUUGGUCGAAACUCCGAGGUAAUACUUUAAAGAGAAUCACUAACCCCAAAGGGACGCUCUGGAAUCGCGAUUUCUUGAGUAAGUGCCUUAAACUGACAGAAAGAUAUUCGUAGUAAUGGAGAGUGGGUGGGUUUUGAGGACUACGCAAUCAGAUCCAAAAGUAAAUCGAUUGUUUUCGGUACACUUGUUUUGGGGAGAAUAAGAGACAGACCUUUGUUUAAAACUCUACUAAGCGUUAGCCCCCCGGCAACCAACUAAAUGUAGUUCCAGAAAUCAAGCAAACAGAAUAGUUAACUCUAUGCUCCGAUCUAUACUAUUAUACCGUCGCAUUUGAAGUAAUUGUACGAUUAAUUGUGAAUUCAAAUCAUGUAAUUGUGAGUGUUUUUGGCCCGUCAACGUUUUGCUCAACGCACACACAAACACACAUACACUGAGAGAAAAUAAUAGAAUCAUGGAUUACACACACUCGUAAACCCGCUUUGCCCAAGUUGAAGACAAUUUGUGAUUGUUUUGCAUGUACCCUAAAGUUAAGCGAGUUUACACGAAUAUGGAUUAAGCCGCAGAGAGCGGAAACGGAAACGUAAACUGUACGAGUAAUAGCAUUAAUUGUCUAACAAUAAGAUUUGUGCAUUAUACGAUAGAAAUUCACUUUGAAUUCGUAUUGAAAUUUAUCAAUAAAGCGAUACUAUUUGAUUCUUA
Molecule: messenger RNA, 8097 nt
Organism: Drosophila simulans
Lineage: Eukaryota; Metazoa; Arthropoda; Insecta; Diptera; Drosophilidae
Gene: fmt
Product: serine/threonine-protein phosphatase 6 regulatory subunit 3
Exons: 11
Coding region: 257-3232 (991 amino acids)
Cellular component (GO): nucleus; cytosol
Molecular function (GO): protein phosphatase regulator activity; protein phosphatase binding
Source: RefSeq, a predicted model, not a curated record